Molecule: messenger RNA, 3820 nt
Organism: Pecten maximus
Lineage: Eukaryota; Metazoa; Mollusca; Bivalvia; Pectinida; Pectinidae
Product: mitochondrial import receptor subunit TOM40 homolog 1-like
Exons: 6
Coding region: 137-997 (286 amino acids)
Biological process (GO): protein import into mitochondrial matrix
Cellular component (GO): mitochondrial outer membrane; mitochondrial outer membrane translocase complex
Molecular function (GO): transmembrane protein transporter activity
Source: RefSeq, a predicted model, not a curated record
AUGCAACUUACGCAUGCUCGGUUGUCAACUUUCAAUGGCGGUGUGAAACCACGAGGACAUCACAUAGGCAUGAUCUAGUUGCGAUUUUCAAGAAAAGUACAUUACGAAUAUCAUUGAAAUUUUACCACCAUAGAAAAUGGGUAACGUUUAUGCUGCUGCGCCCCCUCCCGCACCCAAUAUGUCGCUUUCUCCCCCAGUACUGGCUCCGCCAUCAACGACCAGUGCACCCGGGGAAACCGCUCCACAGCCCCCGUCAAAUGCAGACGAUAACAAUCCCGGCACCUACGAAGACCUACAUAAAAAGUGCAAAGGUAGAUUUCAGGUUUAUCCGGUCAUUAUAGGGGAUGUGGAUGCUAGUGGAAACCUUAAUGCCAAUGUCAUUCAUGCAUUUUCUGAACGAAUAAGAACAAAAUUUGUUUCACAGUUUCAAGACAGUAAAUGUGCAGCUGCUCAAGGAACAUUGGACUACAAAGGUGACGACUACACCGCAUCACUUACAGCUGGAAAUCUAGACGUUAUAAAUAACUCGGGUAUAUUUGUUUCACAGUAUCUACAGAGAGUAACCUCACGGCUAGCACUAGGAGCAGAAUUAGUGUAUCAGUUUGGUCCACAGAUCCCCGGUAAACAAUUCACAGUCGUAUCAUUAGCCGGACGCAUUACAGGACAGCGGUGGCAGUUGACUGGAAACAUCUGUCCGACAGGUGGGGCAGCUCAUGCCUGUUACCACCACAAAAUUAGUGAACAACUUCAAGUAGCCGCCGAAGUGGAAACAAGUCUGGCCAGCAGGGAGAGCGUUGGCACAUUAGGUUACCAGCUAGAAAUACCAUCAACUAAUGUUACAUUUAAAGGUCAAGUAGACACCAAUUGGUCUGUAGGUGCCACAAUGGAGAAAAAGUUGAUGCCGCUUCCUUUCACCUUUGCACUUAGUGGCAUGGCUAAUUAUGCGAGCACACAGAAACCUCAGUACCGCUUUGGUAUAGGACUAAUAGUGGGAUGAAUACCCCUGUGAUUAGCCAGUGUGAUAUACAUUUAUAUGGAUGCAUUACAAGUUCAGACUGUUAAUGGUCUCACCGACUGUGUGGGCACGAGUUGUGACAAGUGUAUCAUCAGUGUGUAUGCACACUGCUUUUGUGUUAUUUUUACACUGCGAAUGGUGUGAAAAAUGACUGGAAUUGUUCAAAAUGCAUGCAUGCUGAAAUUUCAUUUGUGGCACGAAAGGGGGGAAAUCAGAUCAAAUAGGUAUACGGCCUGUUCCAAAAUUAUCAAUAUGGGAGGGGUGGAAGGCAUCUUUUCAGUGACCCUGCUACCAGUCUAAAACAUAUUUAGUAUAGGGAAAACAUGUGCUGGGGAAAAUGGGGCUUUACAACAACCGCCCAUCAAAUUUUUAACUUAAGUGCCUUCCACCUCUCCUGCACAGAUAAUUCUGGAAUAGCCCUAAAUGAUUUUAGGAAACCUGAUAGAGAUAUAUAUAUUUCUAAUGAACAUUGGUACCUUUGAGAUAGAAUUUUAAAAUGUGAUGAAAUCAGGAAAAUGAAUUUGAUCAGGCAUGAGCAGUUAAAGAAUAUUGCAGUUUGGUUUUAAUUAAGAUGAGUAAAAGGAAUCUCUAGGUUCAGAUUAGAAUUUCUUUCCCACACAACCUGAUUUUAAUUAACAUAGAGUAUGGAAAUUUCUUUGUUUUCUGACACUAAUUUCGAAGUCACUCUAGUUUUAAACUACUGACUAUAAAAUUCCAGCAUAAAUCUUCAUGAAGUAUGCAAAAGUUCGAAAGACAGAACUGUUAGGACUCCAUCUUCUGUAUGAGAGUUGCCUUUCUUCAAUAUUUCACGGGUACAUCACCGUUUUUACCUGGGGGGGGGGGGGGGGGGGGGGGAUUUUAACAUGACUCUUCUUCAUUUACUAACCUAAAGGCAAGAGAACUUGCAUUCUGACACUUAUCAUUUUGAAAACAAUAUCUCCUACAGUGACAUCUACAUCUUCCACUUUCCUGUCCAUCAAUGUAUCGUUAUACAGUGUUAAAACCAGUAUUGUGUCAUGAAGUUUUUCACAUAUUUCAUGUGCAACUGAAAAGUAUGGUGUAUUCAGUGUCACACUGAAAAGCAUAUUUUUUUACUGUUGGAAAAUGUUGGUGAAAAAUGAACAACAAUCCUGAACUUCUGUUUGUUGCAGACAGAGAAGUGUGUACUUCAGAUUUAAUAUAGUUUGACCAACCAGAGCCUCCUUCUAUACCUGAACAAUUUAACACUUGGGUCGAUAUUUCUCUUAUCUAUAUUGCACAGCAGAGAUGAAUUUUUGGGUUCUGUUAAUCCUGUUUCAUGAUGCUUGUAUACAUGUAACCUGUGCCUGUGAGAAGAAAAGCUGAUGCUCACAGUUGUUUGAGGUCUAUAGAUGUUUUUUGUGUAGAACCUAGGUAGUAUGAGCGUAAUUUGUAUGUCAAGUCUGGGCACAAUUGAAUAUUUUUAGUUUUGAGUAAAAAGAGGCUACAUAAAAUACUGGUUGAUGUUGAUGGUAUUACUUUCGGUCAAGAUAGCUUCAAAAGUUCCAAAAAGCACGAGCAUAAACAAGUGUUUUUUGUAAUUUAAAAAAAACAUACUAACAGGAGUGAAAGUUUGGGAUUUCUGUUUCUAUCAAAAGUUGUCAAAACGCAUUAACGGUUUAUACUGUGUGUGUUAUAAACUGUACAUUAUACAGCAGUUGUAAUGAUUAAUUGACGCCUUGGGAGUUGAACGACCUAUUGUGGUAAAAACAGAAUCUUUAGUAUGUAGCAAACACAGAUGUUUUCAGUGCUUCAUUAGUUUUGGGAGUUACAUCAGUUUAGGGUGUACAAGUACAAAAAAUAUGUGGAAUAUGGACGCCAGUAUGGAUGUUGAAAUUUCCUUGAUAGAUAAAUUGCAAACAUGGGAUGAAAACUACGAUGUAAGGUUGUAUUAGAUUCUGUAACAACCAACAUAACCUCAAAGUCUGCAUACUUCGCACAAAGGAAAAGUACUACAAUCUCAGGCAGCAUUAGAACAUGAUCACUCUUAAUAUAACCCACACUGUAGGACUGUAGGCCAAGGUUUCACAUAAAAUGUAUUUGUCACUGCUGCAGAAGUUUGGGUGUCAUUUUCCCUCAAUUUUUCCAUUUUGAUACUGAAUAAUUUAUUGUUGAAAGUGUAAUGCGUGUAUUUAGGAAAUCAUAUAUAUAGGUAUUGAAAGCGUAUCAUAUCUGGGUGAAAUGUCAAACUUGUUCAUGAAUGAUUCCACAUGAUUUGAGGAUGUGUACAUAUAUAUUCACACAGAACGUAUGUAUACAAACAAUGUACAUUUAUAAAUAAAACGGAGGCCCUUUUGAAAACCAUCAUUUUAAAAUUUAUGAUAAUACCUUUUAAUUACAGCCCUUAACAUUGUGGGUAUUAUACAAUGUCUUGAAGAAUUAAUUUUGUAUCAAGCAGUAUAGAUACUACUGUUAACGUGGUAAUUUACGCGAGAUGGAAAUUUUAAGUAAAACGUGAAGGCCAUUCAACAGCAAAAUUUCUAUCGCGCAUAUUAUUUUGCGAUAUACCUGGCAUUUAUGGAACAGUUGAAUAAGAAAAAUUUGGGUAAUUAUCCCCACAUGUAUAAUUUACUGAUCAAAAUUGCAGAAUAAACCCCCGCGAUAUAACCACGUUGACCGUAUCUAUAAGAUUCCUGGUUAAUGAUUAAUGGUUGAUGACCGUACACAACCUGAUGAUAUGUGUAUACUAGUUAGAUUGUUGCAACUUGGCUUUAUUUCUCUGUACAUAUUGAAAGUGUAUAUGUGUGUGAGUGAUUGUGAGAAGCAGAAUAAAAGCAAAAUCUUUGA